Molecule: messenger RNA, 1255 nt
Organism: Oncorhynchus kisutch (coho salmon)
Lineage: Eukaryota; Metazoa; Chordata; Actinopteri; Salmoniformes; Salmonidae
Product: ribosome biogenesis protein BMS1 homolog
Exons: 4
Coding region: 17-727 (236 amino acids)
Biological process (GO): maturation of SSU-rRNA from tricistronic rRNA transcript (SSU-rRNA, 5.8S rRNA, LSU-rRNA); ribosome biogenesis; endonucleolytic cleavage of tricistronic rRNA transcript (SSU-rRNA, 5.8S rRNA, LSU-rRNA)
Cellular component (GO): 90S preribosome
Molecular function (GO): U3 snoRNA binding; GTPase activity; GTP binding
Source: RefSeq, a predicted model, not a curated record
GUUUUGUUCCCAGGGGAUGUUCAACACCGUGCUGGAGGUGGCGAAAUUUGAAGGGGGCUCCAUCCGAACAGUCAGUGGGGUCAGAGGUCAAAUUAAGAAGGCCUUGUCAACGCCGGCGGGAGCCUACAGAGCCACGUUCGAAGACAGGCUGCUGAUGAGUGACAUUGUGUUCCUGCGCUCCUGGUACCCGGUGUCAGUCCCUCAGCUCUACAACCCCGUGACCUCCCUGCUGAUGCCAGCGGGCCAGAAGGACAGUUGGUCGGGCAUGAGGACAGUGGGCCAGCUCAAACACGACCUGGGGGUCCGCAACAAGCCCAACACAGACUCACUGUACAAGCCGGUGGUGCGAGCGCAGCGCCACUUCAACAAGCUGCACAUCCCCAGGGAGCUGCAGAAGGCAUUGCCCUUCAAGAGCAAGCCCAAACAGGACCAGCCCAAGGGCAAGAUGCCCAAGGACCUCCAGAGGCCCGCUGUCAUACGGGAGCCCCACGAGAGGAAGGUGGCGGCGCUGCUCAAUGCACUGAGCGCAGUGCACAACUACAAGAGCAAGAAAGCGCACACGGCGCAGCACGCUAAGCACAAGGACUUCCUGCGGCAGCGGAGCAAGGCGGAGGAGGACAAGCUCAAGAGGCAGAAGGAGGCAAAGAAGAAGCUUUACCGUAUGAUGGGCCAGAAGGAGAAGAAGAGUCAGAGGUCCAGUCUAAAAGGGGCGCCGCUUGAUGACUGAUUUGUAAUUCAAUAUGACUUCUUAAAGACCAGUGUAAUAACCAGUGUUUCGGCCUGCUAAUGGAAUGGAAUAAUCCUCUGUUUAAGCAUAAUCUGUUGGGCUGCAGUGGAGUAGGCUGAAAUUGCCCCUAGAUGCUGAUCUUGGGUCAGUUUAGCAUUUCGCUGUUAAUGGUUAAAGGGAUAGUUUGGGAUUUUGGCAAUGAAGCCCUUUGUCUACUUCCCUAUAGUCAGAAACUCAUUAAUGGAUACGAUUUGUAUGUCUCUGCAUCCAGUAUGAAGGAAAGAUUGGGGGGGGGGGGUGUUCUGCAGUACUGGGGUAGGAGACAGUGUAAAUGCAAGGAAUGGAUGAACAUCCUUCAGUUUCUGUAGCCUGGUUGUGUAAUGUGGUUUUUCAACCCCAGUUAUUGGCGCCUCAUUAAGAGUGGUUCCAUAGAGGAACCAGAAAGAACUGUAUAUUAGUCAUAUCUUGAUCACUUGUCUAGCUUCAAUCUUGCAUGGUGUUUUAAUAAAAAAUAAAUUACAAAAAUAG